AUGCUGUCCCGUUUCUGGCUCCUCUCUCAGCACCUGGGCCCGUCCCUGGGGACGCCGACACGACGUGGCCUCGCCCUGCCGCGGUGUUGGGACGCCCGGUGUCCCCUGCCCCCGCCCGCUGGACGCCGGCUGGCCGCGACGGCCCCCCAGGCCCCCGACGGCCCCGCCCGGGUGAGACAGAACCUGCACCCGGACUCCGAGGCCGCCGUGAACCUGCAGAUCAACCUGGAGCUGCACGCGUCCUACGUGUACCUGUCCAUGGCCUUCUACUUCUCCCGCGACGACGUGGCGCUGCCUAACUUCGCGCGCUUCUUCCUGCGCCAGUCCCGGGAGGAGCGCGCGCACGCCGAGCGGCUCAUGGGGCUGCAGAACGCGCGCGGGGGCCGCAUCCUGCUGGGCGACAUCAAGAAGCCCCAGCAGGACGACUGGCAGAGCGGGCUGCACGCCAUGGAGUGCGCCCUGCGCCUGGAGAAGGACGUGAACCAGUCCCUGCUGGAGCUGCACGCCCUGGCCUCAGAAAAGGGGGACCCCCAUCUGUGCGACUUUCUGGAAACCCACUACUUGCACGAGCAGGUGAAGUCCAUCAAAGAACUAGGUGACCACGUCCACAACCUGGUGAGCAUGGGGGCCCCGAAGGCGGCCCUGGCCGAGUACCUCUUUGACAAGCACAGCCUUGGCACUGAGAACCAGCCCAUCUAA
Molecule: messenger RNA, 699 nt
Organism: Jaculus jaculus (lesser Egyptian jerboa)
Lineage: Eukaryota; Metazoa; Chordata; Mammalia; Rodentia; Dipodidae
Gene: Ftmt
Product: ferritin mitochondrial
Exons: 1
Coding region: 1-699 (232 amino acids)
Biological process (GO): intracellular iron ion homeostasis; iron ion transport
Cellular component (GO): cytoplasm; mitochondrion
Molecular function (GO): ferrous iron binding; ferric iron binding
Source: RefSeq, a predicted model, not a curated record